Messenger RNA from Apis florea (little honeybee), 441 nucleotides. RefSeq lists its product as uncharacterized. The record is from RefSeq and is a predicted model, not a curated record. Lineage: Eukaryota; Metazoa; Arthropoda; Insecta; Hymenoptera; Apidae.
CAUAUAAGAGUCGCCCGGUCGGUUCAAAGCGCGUGGCUAGUCAAGCCACAAAGAAUAUGAUUAGGGUAUACGGGGAUACGGGGACCGAGGUGAACGAGAUGGAAGGUAGGGAAAAUCGAGGAGAGAAGGAGGCGAUGGAAGUAAAGGAACAUCAUGCUGGUCAUGUCAGUGUGUGUCCAAUGCCAGUAGAACGCGACGACUAUCGCUUUCUGGCUCUAGCUCGCUCGUCACAGAACUUAGGCCACCGGUUCGUAAAUGAACUGACGUGCAUCGAUCGACGUAUCGAUCUACCACCACUGCUCUUGCUACUGUUAUUGUUGCUACCGCUCGCAAACCAUCGCUUUGUCAUCGUAAUCGUUCUACCUGACGUCGUCGUGUUUGUGUAAUCAUCUUUCCACUCGGCACGAUCUUUUACGACGUGUUUUCUCUUUACUCGAAACU